GAGCAGAACAAUGUAGUGCUUGUGUUUGCGGAAGUGCCUCAUGGCAAAGCUAGCUGGUUCUUUCUUGAUGCGUGCGUGUGCGGUGUGUUCUGUGUAGAGGGAGAGAAGAGAGAGAGAGAUGUGAGAGGAAGCAGCAAGGAAGAAGAAGCGGCGCCGCGACGAGGGCGGCGCCAACACUGGGCGCAGAAAGAAACCUAACGAAAGAAUAUGAGAGUAAGGUCGAAGCGGAGAGCCAGAGCCCCAGCGACCGAUCCGCCGUCCCGCCGCCGUCGCCGGAAGGACGUGCAGCAUGUGCACGGUCUUCCUUGGGAGGCGGAGUGGAGGGACUGGGCGGAGCUGCCCGGAGACAUACUGUGGUCCAUCCUUAGCCUGAUCCCGCAAGCCGACAUCCUCCGCGUCGCCGGACGCACGUGCGCCUUGUGGCGGCGGCUGGCCGUCGACGAGCCGCUGCUGUGGCGCCACAUCAACCUCGCUGCCGACUCGGACUCGGACUCGGAACCAUCGGCUGGGCGGCUGGAGAUGGCAUGUGCCGCGGCGCGGCGCCGGCCGCUGCGAGUCCUUCCGCGGCACCGUCGACGGCAAAUUCCUGCUCCACCUCGCCGACUGGGCGCCAUUGCUGCGGCGCCUCCACGUGACGUGCCGCUACGACAUGCCCGACGAGAGCUUCAUGUUGGAGGUGGCGAAGAAGCUCCCUCUGCUGAGGCAGCUCGUGCUGUCGGGCGGCCUGCUCGAGCGAGACUCGUUGGCCGCUCUCGUCGACCGCUGGCCGCGCCUCCGGUUGCUCCACGCCCGCGUCUGUCACACCACGAGGCCAAUUGGCAAAACGCUGCGAAGGAGGCUGGAGAAAAGGAUCAAGCAUCUCCGGCAUUGUUGGAAAAAGUGCCAAAAAAGUCUCAAAAAGACCCUCCCAUAGAGACUUCUCUAAAUAGUCUCAAAUACCUCAUUUUAGUCCCUAAAAGUCCCUCCUGUUUGUUUCACAUGAGACUUUUUGGGACUUUUUUUAGUUCCUACAUCAAAAAGUCCCUGGAAACAAACACCCCCAACUAUCCGAUUUUCCUCUUCAUGCAACAAUGUCACAUCAUCAAGUUGUACAUCUAUCGUUUUUUUACAGACAUCUUUUUUAAAAGACAAAGAAAAGCAACGUAUGAUAGCCUGAGAUUUUCAGGUUCGAUCGAUCUAACAUGGGAUGCAUGCCAGAACAUAUUGCUCCUCUCCCGAAGCACCUAG
This is a messenger RNA of Hordeum vulgare subsp. vulgare (domesticated barley), 1227 nucleotides long. RefSeq lists its product as uncharacterized. The record is from RefSeq and is a predicted model, not a curated record. Gene Ontology annotation, molecular function: protein binding. The transcript is spliced from 2 exons. Lineage: Eukaryota; Viridiplantae; Streptophyta; Magnoliopsida; Poales; Poaceae. The coding region runs from base 208 to 1227 and encodes 339 amino acids.